This is a messenger RNA of Cladocopium goreaui, 2298 nucleotides long. The record is from the annotation of a GenBank genome assembly. Lineage: Eukaryota; Dinophyceae; Suessiales; Symbiodiniaceae.
AUGGCGACUCCUCAUGUGUCUCAGACUCCACAACCAACGUGGAUCGUGGUGCAGCAAGGGCACGAUGAUCUACCAAGGACUCCGUCUGAUGUCGUGGUCCUUUACAGAACCACGAAGCCAGGUGCUAGUUUUGGAACGGAGGGGCUUGGGACCAUUCUUGGCAAACAAGACAAGUUGAUGGUUGUGCAUGGUUUUGCACAGUCCGUGACAGUGCUUACGAUCCAUGAUGGCAAAGCUGAUCAUUUUGAGUCAAUGCCUCCUCAUGUCAAACAAAAAUUCAAAUCCAUACAAGGCAUCAAACGAAAGCUGGGCGUCGAUCAGGGUACGACCAAGUUGUUUGCAGUUGUGCUGGAAUACUACAAACCCAAGGGUCCAUUGACUUACGAGCUGUUAUCUGUUAGACAACGCUCUGGGUAUGGGAGUGCUACAGUUCAUCAUGUGCCUCCUACGGCGGGGACCAUCAGGGAGAAACAAGAGUUUUUCCGUGCACCUGUAGCUACGCCUGGCAAUACUGAUGCUAGUGACACUGCAGGGGCAGCACAGUCUUCAGGUGUGCCAGCAGAACCGUCAAGUUCAGUCCCACAUGUUACCAGUGAACAAAGUGAACAUACAGGGACGCAAUCCGAUCUCAAAAGGAAUGAUGUUGAUGAUACUGAUGUUCCAACAGUUGCCAAAGAAACCAGUGUUGAAGAUGUUGGUGUUGAAACACAACACAACGCUGGUGACGGAAUUGAACCAGUGCAUCAACAUGAGAGUCAUGAGGGUGGCAUGGAGAAUGAUCAGAAAGAUGUAUCAAUGGAUGUGGGGAGUGCUGAUCAACAGACUGGUGACCUAAACAAUGUGGUUGAAGUGGAGGCCUUUGAGCAACACACGGGUGCUGAUCAGACGGUUCAACCAACAGCUGACUCAGUCGAUGCAGCUGACAAUCAUUCCAGUGAUGAGACCAAUAUCCCCCAACCUGGUUCACCGACCGAAAAACCAGUUGCCGAGACCACCGGGCCUGAUGAUGAGGAUGCCAAGCUUCCUCAGGUACCAGUGUCCGUCCAUGCGGCACAGCACAAAGUGAAUGCAGCGAAUGAUCAAUCCAUGAACAACCUUGACAUUGAUGAAAAGUUUGUAUGUUCAGAUGCGGGGCCAACUGAUGAUCUAUUGUCUAUCCAGCGGCUUUGUCAGCGGAUGGAGUUGACAUCCUACUCCACAUCGUUUAGCGGCAUUGACAGUCCAGGCAGAUUGGGGAAUGAGCUCCAGCACAUGAAAGACACAGGAACCAUUGAUCGCCUGAAAGAACAAGUGAUCAACAAACGUGCGUUGAAGACAAGCAUGAAGGCUCACUGUGUGGCACAUGGCCGACUGUGCACACCAGAAGAAGGUGCAAUGUUACAUGUGGCAGGCACUCCUUGCACGGCAGAUUCACCGAUGGGCUUGCAGGAACGCCAGAAGUCCCUUCCCUUCUGUUUUUUCCUCGUAUGGGCAGCCAUGAGGAUAGCAUUGGGAGAGCCCAUUGUGAUUCAGGAGUGUGUGGAUCAAUUUGAUCGCUCCAUAUUCACAGAAGUGCUCGGGGCAUGGGACUGGACUUUCGUAGUCCUGUCACCCAUACAGUUCGGAUGGCCGAUUGCCAGGAAAGAUGCUGGCGAUCUACAAGAAGAGUUGACGUGGGCCGCAUCGCGUCCUGAGUCGCGAUGGAAGACAGGAGUUGACAGUUCAAGUCAACGUGAGCCACCCCAACUCGGAGACAUCAUGGACGAUGGAAGUUCAGUUUGGGAAGCAUGUUUGACUACAAGUGAACAGAAGUUCUAUCAAACUUACAUGGCCAAGUUCCCCAACAGUUGCUACAGUCUCAACCAAGAUCCUGAUGCUAUGAUGACCCUGAUCGCGUCCAUCAACCUCAUGAUGAGCUCUCGGCACCGUCGGUGGAUGACAGGGUUGGAAACCUUUUCAUCCCAAGGGUUUCCCAUUGACCCUGUACACAGCUAUGGGAAAUGCUGCAACAGCUAUGCUUUGAGACGGGUAGCCGAGAUCAAUGGUCUUUCCUUGGACCUCCCCAAAUCAUCACGGAGAGCAACAUUGCACCAAGCCGGUAAUUCCAUGCACGUGACGAUCAGUGGCAUGGCACUUUUGUAUGUUCUUACUCAAGUGAUGAUGGAUCCCGAUGUGAUGGCAAUGCAAAAAUUUAAGCUGGAUCGUGACCGUAGCUUGAAUGCACAGCACGGCCACCGAAAGCAACCAUCGUUUAGUGUGAGCCCACGGAAGCGCCGUCAUGAAGACGCAUUUCCGGCACUUCCCAAAUCCCGAUCAUAG